Molecule: messenger RNA, 6751 nt
Organism: Crotalus tigris (Tiger rattlesnake)
Lineage: Eukaryota; Metazoa; Chordata; Lepidosauria; Squamata; Viperidae
Product: cytochrome P450 26C1
Exons: 7
Coding region: 2317-3960 (547 amino acids)
Biological process (GO): sterol metabolic process
Molecular function (GO): heme binding; monooxygenase activity; oxidoreductase activity, acting on paired donors, with incorporation or reduction of molecular oxygen
Source: RefSeq, a predicted model, not a curated record
AUACCGCUUCCAGAAGUCCAUUCUGGGCCUGAGCAACAAAACCAGUUCAGUUUUACCCAACUGGUGCGAACUGCCUGAAUCCCACCACUGGAUUUAGUGGGUCCCCUGUCUGGUGCCAAUUGGGAUUUGCUGAGGGGAGGGGGUCAGCAACUUUCCCAUUCAUCCCAAAGAUGGUUAUAUACCUGGUUCAAGUUGAUGGGUGUUGUCUCCGGUUGACUGGGACAGGGCAGCAGUUGCAAACUUGGCUUCCCGUGAAGCCUUUACACUUCCGAGUGGCGCAAGUUCUUGUCCCAAAGCCUCUCCGAACCGACUUGCUGGCAGGCGGACUGAAGACUUUAGUCCUUGGAGAUAUGCCAAGCCAGGUUUGUGGCAUCCAGGGUGAAGAGCGAAAAAAGCGAGCUUUUGCGAUUAAGUACCCCGGCCCUCCUCUCUGACACAAGCAGCAGCCCUUGUGCCAGAGCGCCCAAGGACUGGAUCCCAGCUCCAAAGUGGAAGCUCUGAGGCGCAGAGACCUUCCGCGCGCGCGCGCGCGCGCGCGUGUGUGUGUGGGGUCGUGUACCAGUUGCAGUCAGCCCUCUGUAAAUCCCCCGGUUGCGAAUUCAAGCCGACCGAGACUUCGGAUCCCCUCCGCCUUACUUGCGGGUAACCGGGAGGAACGCGGAAAGUCGGAUUCCUGAAAGGAAACUUAUCUCCGAAAAGAAACUAUUAGGCUGCCACGGGGCAUCGUUGUGACUCUAGUCGGAUGAUACUAGACUGCGUGAGAAACCAGUAGCUAUGAAGCGGUGUCGAAGUCUUGGUCUUGAUCAGAGCAACUUGGUUCGCGUGGCGCAGGCGACUGCUGGCCUAUGAGGGAUUGAGGGAAGAAACUCCCUUUGUCAUUCCAAUCUGCACCGUCAAAAUACUUGGGUUCACACAGCGCGUUGAGAGUCAAACCGCUUGGCCAUCCGUCAAAUCGUGCGGCUCAACGAAAAGAGAUGCUCAAGCAAACCACCGCUUACUAGCGGGAUGCGAGAAUCCAGUCCGUUUCUGCAAACUAACCCCCCCCCCACCAUUCGCCAGAUUUCCUGUCUUGGCUUGUUUGACCGGCUAAAAUCUUGGGGCAUUUCGUAACUAGUGGUUUAUAACCCUUUCUACCCUGCCAGCACGAUGGAGUUCUGAAGCUAAUCUCGAGAUCGUUAUUUUGUUGGGUGGGCGACACCCUAAAUGGCUGUAAAUCACUCGUUGUGAGGAAUGCACCUUGAUCUUUAUUAAUUCUGAGAAUAUCUCCCUUUGUAGCCUUCGCAGCUACAAAGUGUACCCAGGAUACAAGACUGGAACGGAGUAUCCUGAAAGCUGACCUGACUGACACGAAUCCUAAAUUCUACCUUGCAGCAUUGUCUUUAACUGGAAAACGGGCGACGCUUAGUCGGCUCCUUUUCCCAAUCUCCUUUUUUUGGUGGGAACUGCACUCCAACAUCUCUGAGCUGAUACACUGGCUUUGGCGAGGCGUCUCCCUUAACACUUUCCUCCAAAUUUAGCUGAAAGUCAGGCCCCCUAAACAAAUCGGUGGAGCUCAGCUCCCAAUAAAGGAUGCGGAGGUUCUUUUUUAGUCUUGCCCCCUUGGUGCUGGGAUGGACACCCUCCCGAGUGGGCUGCACAUUUAAGCUCGUUCCACCUUGCAUUUUCUUUCCUUGAAGAUUAACAUUUACAUUUUAAUGGAUGUUGGGCUUCAUUCCUGGCUAGCAGUGACGGAAGAGCGAAUCUGGAGCUUUGGGAGACCCCCACGAUGGCUCAGUUUGAGGAAUAGGAAUUCUGGGAGUUGAAGUCCACGAGUCAUAAAAGAGCCAAGGUUGCCUGCCGCUGGCCCAGGACAAUAGACAACCGAAGCGUUUGAGCCUCCAGCGGGCCACCUGUGGGGGUGCAGGAGAGGUCGUUCGCCUCCGUGGCUAGAAAUUGCCCUUGACUCGGAAUCGCAGGAGGGAGACGCUGCUCUGGCUUACCUGAGUGAUGCUCCCCCGCUUACCCAGAAGACGAGAUUCCCCCCCCCCGCUUGCCCCCCCAUUCUCCACUCCGCUCGUCGCGGACCCUCCCGGGCGCCAAUCGCAGCCGUUUCGGGCCCCGCUUUGAAUAUCAAGCGGCGACGUCAUCCCUGAAGCCAAAGCCGGCCAGGAGGCGCGGCCGUCGGGGGGUUCCGGCGACGCGCUGGCUUGGCUAGAAGUCGCGCUGGCUGCCGCGGCCGCCGCGGGACUCCUGCUGGUCGCGGCCCGCCACCUCUGGGCCCUGCGCUGGAGCCUGAGCCGAGACCGCGCCAGCGCCCUGCCGCUGCCCAGGGGCUCCAUGGGGUGGCCCUUCUUUGGAGAGACGCUGCACUGGCUGAUCCAGGGCUCCCAUUUUCACAGUUCCCGGCGGCAGCGCUACGGCGCCGUGUUCAAGACGCACCUGCUGGGCAAGCCGGUGGUGCGCGUGAGCGGCGCCGAGAACGUGCGCAAGAUCCUGCUGGGUGAGCACAGCCUGGUCAGCGCCCAGUGGCCGCUCAGCACCCAGAUCCUGCUGGGCUCGCACACGCUGCUCAACGCCCGCGCCGAGACGCACCGGCAGAGGAGGAAGAUCCUGGCCCGCGUCUUCAGCCGCGCCGCCCUGGAGGUCUACCUGCCCCGAAUCCAGCGCCUGGUGAGCUGGGAACUGCGCGGCUGGUGCCGCCGCCCGGGGCCCAUCGCCGUCUACGCCUCGGCCAAGGCGCUGACUUUCCGCAUCGCUGCGCGGAUCCUGCUGGGGCUCCGGCUGGAGGAGGAGCAGUUCGAGGAGCUUUCCGGGGCCUUCGAGCAACUGGUGGAGAACCUCUUUUGCCUGCCGCUCAACGUCCCCUUCAGCGGACUGAGGAAGGGAAUAAAGGCUCGUGAUCUUUUACAUACUUACAUGGAGAAAGCCAUCUUGGAGAAACUGCAGAGGAAGGAUCCUGAAGCUCACCAUGAUGCCUUGGAUUUUAUCAUCAACAGCGCCAAGGAAUAUGGCAAAGAUUUCACUAUGCAGGAAUUGAAGGAAUCUGCAAUUGAACUAAUAUUUGCAGCUUUCUUCACCACUGCCAGUGCCACUACUUCUAUGAUCUUACUCUUAUUGAAACACCCAUUGGUCAUAAAAAAGAUCCAGCAGGAACUGGCCUCCAAUGGCUUUACUGGACAGUGUCAAUGCUUUGCAGCUGAGGAUUUUCUACCAAAAUACCCGUCUGGCCAAAAAACUUUGCCUGCACAUGAGAAGGAAAACCAAGAUGGUGACUCCAGAUUGGGAAGAGAAGAAGGCCAAGCGACCAAGAUGGAAGAGAAAGGACCUAAUAUAAACAUCACGGCUAAAGUGUCCCAGGAGAUUGUCCACGGAACUACAAAUGGUCCUAGCUCAUUGUCCAGCCUGGAAGAAACAGGCCGGUUCUUUAGCAGUCUGGAAAGAUCUGAAUAUUGUUGCCACCCUUACUUGACCCUGGAGAAGUUGAAUCGUCUGCGCUACUUGGAUUGUGUAAUUAAAGAAGUUCUCCGUUUGCUGCCCCCAGUAUCUGGAGGAUAUAGGACAGCCUUACAAACCUUUGAGCUAGAUGGCUACCAGAUUCCGAAGGGUUGGAGUGUGAUGUACAGUAUUCGGGAUACACAUGAGACUGCCGGCAUCUACCAGAGUCCCCCUGAUACUUUUGAUCCAGAGAGGUUUUGGGUAUCGCCGGAAGACCGGGAGAAUCACAAAAUUUCUGCUUCCCUCCGGUUUCACUACAUUCCCUUUGGCGGUGGAGUCCGAAAUUGCAUAGGCAAAGAACUGGCCCAGGUGAUUCUCAAGAUGCUUGCCAUUGAAUUGGUCAGCACGGCCAGCUGGGAAUUGGCCACAACUCAUUUUCCCAAAAUGCAGACUGUGCCAAUUGUGCACCCUGUAGAUGGUCUUCAACUCUAUUUCCAUUCUCUGAAGGCUGGCCAUGAAAGCAGUGGAGCAGGCAAGGAUGCGUAGACAUCUCCUUUACAUCUCUAGCUUAGGAGUAGACUAGGACAGGCCUCUGAGGGAAAAACACCACUUUCCUUUCAGCGCAAGCCCUUUCCGCCUGCCUCUCGGUUGCGGGGUAAGAGAAAAGGAGGAACUCACUGCACUCUUCCUCAAAAGCCUGUGACAUUAUUAGCAUCUAUUCUUUGCACAAAUAUGCAUCAGUUGGUCUUCUGUCAUCUUUAGUUGCACUUUUCAUUUUGUACAUGUGCAUAACCACUUUGUCUCGUGGUUAAGAGUAGUCUUACCUCCAAAAGUAAAUAUCUUGAAAAAGCGGUAGAGGCAUUGAUGUUAGUUCUACAUGAGGAUUAAGUAUAUAUACCUCAAGAAAACAAAAAAUGGGAUACAGUGAAAAUGUUGGGAAUCCAUGAUCUAGUCUGCCCUAUGAAGAUUCUUCAGGACUCCUCAUAGCUUCUGAACAAGAUGGCUCCAUUGCUUCCAUACAAGGUGGCUGUGCUUUGUUUCUGAAGGAAGAGAACCUACAUAGCUCUGUUGCCUUCAGCAUGGAAAAUGUUCCAAGUAAAAUUCAGAAGGGACUUCAGAAAGACCCUGACAAAGCAAGAACCAACAAAAGAAUUGGAACCAAAUAGAUCAGAAACUGACUUUGCUUCAGGAUGGCUUUUUGUAUUUAAAGAUAAUGAAAUGUAACCAUGUUCUGCAUUGUAAACAAGGAGACAAGAUAGCUCUGGAACAGAUUUCUUUUCCAAUUUCUGUUAUGACCCCAAUGUACAGUGUUAAUGGCAGUGACCAGCAGUGGCUCUCCGUGGAUUCAGCUUGGAACACAUGUACUAUUGAACUGUGAGCAGCCUGAUUAUGACAUGAAGCCUCACCUUAUUUUAAUUAAGCAAGUUACCCAUGGGUUGGCAUACUAAGUUGUCAAGCAAAUUAUGGACGGAAUGUCUUUAGGUCUGGUUCAUAAUCAUGUGUGCUUUUUAUUCUUUCUACUUUGGGUCCUGCAAAAUGAAAAAAAAACAUUACAUUUGAAGGGAUAUGAAGUGAUUCAUUUCUGAGAUUUGACCCAGGAUGGCUUUCUGACAUAUACAGUUUCCAAAGGGGCAGCUAUAUUAGCUUUUGUAGUAGGAAUAAAGCAAGCAUUUUAUAAAAAGAGUAACAUGAUUUCUUAUAACAUGUGUGGUUAUGAAUUAGUUAUGGAUUUAUUGCCACUUGGGCAUAUAUAUAAUAGAUAAAUUACGGUUAAUUCCAUACAUCUCAUGUGUUUCUAGUCUGUGAGUUAAGCCAGGGUGGGGAACUUUGAUUCCUCAGAUGUUGUUAAGUUUUCCAUGAGUCCAAAUCAUUAAAGCCUAUGGUGAGAUAUCCUGGGAAUUCUAGUUCAGCAACACCUGGAAGAUCACUGGUUCCCCACUCCUGCUUACACUGUAGUAAAAUGUUUAGCCUUUCAAUUUGCUGCCUUAUAGCAUAAUGAGCAACUAGAAGUUUUGUGGGAAUGAUAUUAAACUACCAUUAAUAAUUAUCAGUCCUCUCCAACUGCUUAGGAAAGCACUUCGUAAUACCUGCAGAAUGACAAAUACUGCUCUUGAGCUAGGCUAAGAAUUGGCUUUAAAAAGCUAUGGGGAACAUUAUUACAGAAGGGGUCCACACUCUGUGGAUAAUUCCUCUCUAAUCCUGUUUGUGGGGACUAAUUUUUCUCUCCAAGUAUUUAAGAUGCUGAUGUCUCGCCAAGAAAUGGUUUUCAACCACAAGUUGCCAAGGAAAGCAGCCUGUUCAUAGAUCCCAAAAUCUAAAUCAAUAUCUACAAAAGAACAGAGAAGAUGGACAUAAGUGAAACCACGUGGAGCAAAAAAUUAUACUCUUCUAAAGAAGCAGGUGGAAGACAGAGACUAAGAGCAUUUAAACAAAAGAUGGCCAAACCUUAUAGCAAAGAUGGUUGACAGUAGACUAAGGUAAUGCAGGAUGCAAAGUUGGAUUGGAGAGGUGUAUCCACUUGACUUGCAAAAGGAUCAUCUGGAGAUUGGGUAGGGACUGGGUAGGCCCAAGUAAAGGCCAAUCAGAAACUCAAUCAUAAUUCAAGCUCAUAAUGCUAGGAAUCCUUUAAGACCAAAACGUAAGAAUUUGAUAUAACGAGAAAGUUAGGCUCAAGUUAUUGUUUUCAAGUUAUUGUUUUAUAUAUAUGCAACAUUUUUCUCUGUGUGGUAUAGAACAGCUUUUCACUAUGUGAGCUCCCCCUACUUGAAAGAAUAAUGUGGUGCAGCCCAAAUGCAGCUUUCUAAUCUAGAUCAAUUUCAGCUUGAUGCUUUCUGCAUGGGUUAGAUUGGAACUCACAUUAUGCCAUUGUGCUGGCAAUGGAUGAGAAUUAUAGCCCGGAGUGUCUGUCUUAAAGUAGGUGCAUUUCAUAAAAGGGAAUAUCCUCAAACAGCGUGUUUAAUGCUGCCUGGACCAUUGUUUGCCUCUCUCUUUGCUCUUCCAUCUUACCAAAACUAAGUUGUUGACCUCUUGAAAAUCAGCAACAAGUUUUACUGCCAUUUUUUAAAAAUAAACCCAAUUAUUUGAUAUUGCUAUGUACUUGGUGUCAUCUGACAUACCAUUACCAGCACAGUUUCUGGUCUGCAAAAAUUGCUUGUUCUGUCACAUAGUGUAGGGAUACAUCAAAUGGAUUGUGAUAAUUGUGUGUUUCAGCUACCCUUUCUUGAUCACCAGACUGCCACUACUUUAGUUAUCACUAUCUGGAAUAACUGCUGUAAGUAAUUUAUUGCUAAAUAAAAUUCUAUAAAAGAUGUGGGAGGAAAGGCCUUUCAGAAAUAAA